Manis pentadactyla (Chinese pangolin) is the source of this 5515-nucleotide messenger RNA. RefSeq names its product PLAG1 like zinc finger 2 (gene PLAGL2). The transcript is spliced from 3 exons. The record is from RefSeq and is a predicted model, not a curated record. Gene Ontology annotation, molecular function: DNA-binding transcription activator activity, RNA polymerase II-specific. Lineage: Eukaryota; Metazoa; Chordata; Mammalia; Pholidota; Manidae. The coding region runs from base 266 to 1756 and encodes 496 amino acids.
CGCGGCACCGCCCCCUCCACUGCCCGAGCGCCCGCUCGCGCGGCUCCCACAAUGCACCGCACAAUGGCCCGACCGCCGCCACUACCGGGGCCUGAGAGGGCCUGGCGGAGCCCGAGAGCGGCCCGGCCCGCAGCGCGGGGCCCCGAGCGCGGUGAAGAGAUUGUUUUCUGAAGGCUGCGUUGGAGGCUGUGACAGAGCAGAGAGCCCGUGUGGAGCUGAUGGGGAGGCUUUCUGAAUAACAUGGCCCUUCGCCAUUAGCUUUGCCAUGACCACAUUUUUCACAAGCGUCCCCCCCUGGAUUCAAGAUGCAAAGCAGGAGGAGGAAGUGGGCUGGAAACUAGUUCCCAGGCCUCGGGGCCGGGAAGCGGAGAGUCAAGUGAAGUGCCAAUGUGAAAUCUCGGGGACACCCUUCUCAAAUGGGGAGAAGCUGAGGCCUCACAGCCUCCCCCAUCCAGAACAGAGACCGUAUAGCUGUCCUCAGCUGCACUGUGGCAAGGCUUUUGCCUCCAAGUACAAGCUGUAUAGGCACAUGGCCACACACUCAGCCCAGAAACCCCACCAGUGCAUGUACUGUGAUAAGAUGUUUCACCGCAAGGACCAUCUGCGGAACCACUUGCAGACACACGAUCCCAACAAAGAGGCGCUCCACUGUUCCGAGUGUGGUAAGAAUUACAAUACAAAGCUGGGCUAUAGGCGCCACCUGGCCAUGCAUGCCGCCAGCAGCGGCGACCUCAGCUGCAAGGUGUGCCUGCAGACCUUUGAAAGUACCCAGGCCCUGCUGGAACACCUGAAGGCCCACUCACGCCGGGUGGCAGGAGGUGCCAAGGAGAAGAAGCACCCCUGUGACCACUGUGACCGGCGGUUCUAUACUCGCAAGGAUGUGCGGCGGCACCUGGUGGUGCACACAGGCCGGAAGGACUUCCUGUGCCAGUACUGUGCACAACGGUUUGGCCGCAAGGACCACCUGACACGUCAUGUCAAGAAGAGCCACUCACAGGAGCUGCUCAAGAUCAAGACGGAGCCAGUGGACAUGUUAGGCCUACUCAGCUGCAGCUCCACAGUCAGCGUGAAGGAAGAGCUGAGCCCUGUGCUGUGUAUGGCCUCUCGGGACGUAAUGGGGGCCAAGGCCUUCCCUAGCAUGUUGCCCAUGGGCAUGUAUGGUGCCCACAUCCCUACCAUGCCCAGUGCGGGCGUGCCACACUCCCUGGUGCACAACACAUUGCCCAUGGGGAUGAGCUACCCUCUGGAAUCUUCACCUAUCUCUUCUCCAGCUCAGCUUCCUCCAAAAUACCAGCUUGGAUCUACCUCAUACUUGCCCGACAAAUUGCCCAAAGUGGAGGUGGAUAGUUUUCUGGCGGAGCUUCCUGGAAGCCUGUCUCUCCCAUCCGCUGAACCCCAGCCCGCCUCACCUCAGCCGGCGGCAGCUGCAGCCCUCCUAGAUGAAGCACUGCUCACCAAGAGUCCCGCCAACCUCUCCGAGGCCCUCUGCGCUGCUAAUGUGGACUUUUCCCACUUACUGGGCUUUCUUCCACUCAACCUGCCCCCAUGUAACCCGCCCGGGGCCGCAGGAGGCCUGGUCAUGGGCUACUCCCAGGCUGAUGCACAGCCUCUGCUCACCACUUUGCAAGCUCAGCCUCAAGAUUCCCCAGGAGCUGGGGGACCUCUGAACUUCGGGCCUCUGCACUCCUUGCCUCCUGUCUUCACCUCUGGCCUGAGCACCACCACCCUGCCUCGUUUCCACCAGGCAUUCCAGUAGCCCCCAAGGAGGCCCUAAGUUCAGUCUUGGGCUCUGUCAGGGAGCCUCUGUACCCACCCCACCUGCACCCCCAUGAAGGCAGCUGAGCUUUCAGAGCUGGAUCAAAAAGAAAAAAUUCCAGUAUCUGUAUGGAGCACUUGGUUUGGGGGCUGAGGCUCCAGGUUCAGUUCUAGGAGGCGCCUUGAGCCCCCAUCCCAUGAAAAAAAGAUCCUGUACCAUAGAACUUCAGGUAUUUUUACUUUUAUUUUAUCUGAAUCGGGAGCCACACUUAGCCCUCUCCCUCUCCAAAGCAUCAGAAUCUCCUUCUCUUUGGAGGAGGGGGAGGCCUCUUGGAGACACAGAGGGUUUCACUUUGGAUGACCUCAAGAGAAAGCCCAAGAAGCCCGCCUUCUGGUCCCAACCUGCAGCCCCCACAGCAGUUGGUCAGGCCGUGCUGCAGAGGAUCAUUUGACUCCGUCACCUGCUUCCCACCAAUGGGCAGGAGAGAGGGCCUUUGUUCCUCCCCACCACCCAUCCCUCCUGUACCAACACCUCCAUCUUCAGUCAGUGUUGUCCAGCAACGGUACCGUUUACACAGUCGCCUCAGACACCAUUUCACCUCCCUUGCCAAGCUGUUAGCCUUAGAGUGAUUGCAGUGAACAUUGUUUACACACCGUGAAUCCAUUCCCACCAGUCCAUUCCAGUUGGCACCAGCUGGAACCAUUUGGUACCUGGUGUUAACUGGAGCCCUGUUUACAAGGCGGAGUCGGGUCUCACUGACUUCUUCACUUGAGGUCACAUCUUUCCCCUGUGGGGAAAUAAACUGACUUUGGACUGCUUCAGUCUCUGCCAUCUUCCAUGACUAUCUGUUACUGCCUUCCUCGGCAGUGGCUGCAGGAGACAGGCAAGAAGAUUGGAGCAGUUUUCUCACAGGCCUCCAAUUCUGCUUUUCUCCAAGUACAUCAUGACCCCCACUCCCUACCCUUACUCUGAACAUCAUGAGCUGGUAUUAGUAGUCUUGGAAGGAGGGACUUGGGUUUGAGGCUGGUGUGGAUAGCAAAGGAGAGGGUGUGAACCCCUCAUUUGUCUUUUUCCUGCUUGUCCCUUUUCCAGGAAGUUGUGGGAUUGUUGGAAGAAGAGUUUUCAGAGAGUUAGGAUAGGGCAAAUAGUAGAGUCCUAAUCUAUGGGCACAUCAUUUUCUCCCAUACCAAACUUUUUUCUUAAUUACCACGUCCCUUCUCUCUUCUCUACCUUGUAGUCCCUGUGGACUCAGGGCUCCUGUGCAUAGCCUUCUCUGCUCUCCAUCAAAGAACUUCUACCUUCCUCUUGUGGGGCUCUCUGCCACAGACACACAGCCCUUGCCCAGCUGACCCCCCACCCUGCUUGAUCUCUGUUGUGUAUGGGCUUCUCUUCUUACUCCUGGAAGGGAGGCCGCUCAGAGACCACCAGUGUGGGACCCUCUUGAGACUCCUCCACUCUGAUUCAGAAACACACUUCUACCUCUUUACUGUUAAUUCCUACACACGCAGCCAGCAGUUUCCAGGCACUGCUCUCAGUGGGUGCGUCAUGCUGGCUUCUCCACUAGGGUUUCAGGACAAACUACCAAGGAGCUGCCUCAGCCUCCUCCCAGCCCUCCCCUCUUCCUCCCCAUUCUGUCUAGAAAUCACUUUGGUUUAUCAUCAGGUCCAAGACCCAGGCUUCUGCUUCAGCCUAGGCAAGUACUCUGAGGUGAAAGCCUUAAAACAUAGCUCUCCUGGCCCUUGAUUGGAAGCAAUGUGGAGUGCGUGAGCAUGUUUUGAUUUUAGGCAGGGUAGCUUGGAUACCUUUAAAAAAACAAAACCAGUUAUAAAAAUGUCUGGCAAGGUUAGGAUCAGACUAGGUGAUUUGCUUCUAAGUAUUAGUUUCAGUGAGUCCCAGGGACUACUUAAGGUUUAUUUUUAGCGUCCACCUUGGUACGCGGCCACCUCCUGCAUGCUGUGCAUGUUAUUGGGACUCGUGUUAUAGGAAAUGGUAAGUGAGGAUCCAAGCAGGCCUCAAUGCAGCCGUUCUCCUAAUUGUCUCUGGUCUUCAUCACUAGACCCUGUAACCCUUCCCCCGCUUCCUGCCGCUGUCCCUGUCCCCCUUCAUUUACAGAGGCAAAUGGGCCUCUAGCCACAGAAAAUAAAGUCUCUGGGCGUAGAGGAGUCCCCUCUUUGCCUGUUCUUUCCUGUCCCUUCCUUGAAUUCUCCCCCAUUAGUGACACUGGGAAACUCAUAGGACAGGCAAAGCAUCUAUUUAAAACCUUGUAACUGGGGACUUGCCCCCACUCCCCUCCCCUACCAUCUUUCCUGCCCCUUCUCCUCUUCCUUCAGUGCCCUCACCACCCACAAAGAAUUUACCUAUCACUGUGAACUUUGCUGGUACAGAGGAACAUCUGCCUUCACCUUUUUUGGACCAUAACUACCCAGUCAUUUCUUAAACCUCCCUUCCCAAAAUUAAAAAAAAAAAGAAAAAGAAAAAAAAAAGGAAAAAGCCUUAUUGGCCUGGUUAUUCAAAGGAUAAGAAUAGCUUUAUCCUGCACCCAGUACCAAACUCACUUCAGUGCCCUAAGGCCAUGAGAGCCUGAGGGCUGUCUGCCCAGGAUAGGAGCCAUGGCAUGUGGCAGACACCAAACAGGGACCAGGAAAAAGGGGUGAUGUCCCCUUUCCCUACCACCUCCUCCAACCUCUGUCAGCAAAGAGCUGCCCUGAACAGGGCAGACACCUUCCACCCUGCACAGAAGCUGGUCAGGGUUAAGUGCAGUCCCGGGGGCCAGUGAUGACAUACCCACCUGUGUCAGCCCAAAGGCUCUGUGCACAUCUUAAAAGAGGCAAGAGGUAGGGAAGGGAGCACUAAGGAGUUUUUCCCUGCAGCCUUUUACAAAUGGCAUUUUGUUAAUGGAAAUCCGGGAAGCAGGUGUGAUUACUUUUUUGCUCAUAGAUAUUGUCCUAAGUUGAAAUUCUCUGUAAGUUUUCCCCUAAUAGCCCUGUAAAUCCCGCCCCCUUCUUUUUGGUAGCUGUUUUCUCCACCCCUUCUCCACUUCCUCUCUUAUCUAGGAGCUGUUUUUAAGCACGAUUUUUUUUAACAGUUUAUGUUGUACAGGAUCAAUAUUUUGCUUUUUAACAAGGAUAUUUAUGUGAUAAGAAACUUUGCCUUAGGCAGGUGUUGGCCAGAAAAGUCUGGAUUCCUCUGGGACCCCACCCUGGCCUCUCCUGGAGCUCUGAACCUGCUGUGGAAGGAAUUGGCUGUGACCUUCACCACUGGAGAGUAGGGUCUGUGGCAAGGGGAAGGAGUGUUCCGUUCUGACAGGAGAAGGAUUCACCAUGAUAAUCUAGUGCCUCUGUGGAGGGGUUUGGAAGAAGUAUUCCAGCCCAAUUUCUUCAUAUGUAAGCCGACCCUCACCGUAUGCAUCUCUCCACAUCUGAAUAUUCAGCACUAGAACUCCUGAAACACCACUUCUCAUCUCCCAGUGCCUCCCUCCCUCCCAGUGGUCAAGGCUUUGGAGCCACUCUUUCGUAAUGCCAGAUUAUUUAAAGAGAAAAAUACAAGACAAAAACCUUCUAGCACUUUGUAAACACAGUGAAUAACCUCUUGGAGUAUUUUUGGCUUUAUAUAAAACAAGGUUUUUAAUUGUAAAAUAUAAGUGCCAUUAGAAAAUGCACAGGGCGUAUCUUUGUUAAAGUAGAUUUUUCAAUGUUUUACAGAAUUAAAUUUUCAAAAAAGUUUUUAUAAUGAAGUUGUUUAUUAAAAACUUCUGAAUGA